Messenger RNA from Haliotis rufescens (red abalone), 971 nucleotides. RefSeq lists its product as uncharacterized. Gene Ontology annotation, molecular function: protein binding. The coding region runs from base 435 to 947 and encodes 170 amino acids. The transcript is spliced from 2 exons. The record is from RefSeq and is a predicted model, not a curated record. NCBI's taxonomy places the organism in Eukaryota, Metazoa, Mollusca, Gastropoda, Lepetellida, Haliotidae.
GCACGAGCCAAACAGCCUCUGUUCCCUGUCUCCGUUCAUCAUCGUCCGCCAAUAGCCGAGCUCGUGACGACGACCGGUCGACAGACUCACUCUAACGCUGUAUGGAGGGGAGUUCUGCUGACCAAUCGAGGAACGUGACCACGUCCUCAACAACGAUGUCGCGUCAUUACCUACCACAGCCGACGAUGGAUCUUGUGUUACUGACGCCGGACGCGAGACAGGCUUUAUGUGUUGGGCAGGUUUUCCCAGUGGAGAUUCACCGCUGCUUGGGAUGACGAACUGCUGGAGUUUCUAACAGAACUGGAUUAUAACGGUGCCAUGUGAAUUGGAUUAUAGUGCCCUGUUGGAAGAGUGUAGGAGAUUCCACGACCAGAGUGUUGUCACAUAUAUGGAAUAUACACCUUUUUCUGUUGGAUGUGACAUCUGUGGUUUCCAUGACAGCUCUGACAACACUUAUCAGUCCCACAAGUAAACAGCAGCUCCUCGCUAGCGCGUCACGUGACCGGUGUUUAUUUCGGGCCGUGAGACAACACAUCCUGUGUCGUCAUACAGUGGAGCUAUUCACCAGUCUGACGUCAUCCGACGGGCUGAGGGCGAGCUGUAGGCGCUACUGCUGUUUGAAGUACUUGAUUUUACCCCCCAACAACCUGACUGUGCUCUCAGCGACAAAAACCCGUGCCUCACUCUACUGGAUCGUACCACCUGACACCCCCUGCAUCCUCCGAUUUGAACUCACCUACGAUCUAGUCGACUCUCCCUUUGGGAGAUACAGUGUGACACGCGGUAUCCAUGGUGACCGACGUCAGGUGGCGCUCGUGGGGUUGAUUCCGUGUCAGCGGUACCGUGUCUUCAUGGUGUCUAUAGGGACGACGGGUACGACCAGCAACUUCAGCAACGAGGUUGAGUUUACCACAACAGCGGGUGAGUUUCGACUUUCCGUCUUGUAGGUCAUUGCAUGUCAUUCAAUCAUA